Molecule: messenger RNA, 3089 nt
Organism: Mastomys coucha (southern multimammate mouse)
Lineage: Eukaryota; Metazoa; Chordata; Mammalia; Rodentia; Muridae
Product: disintegrin and metalloproteinase domain-containing protein 1a
Exons: 1
Coding region: 447-2825 (792 amino acids)
Biological process (GO): binding of sperm to zona pellucida; proteolysis; male gonad development
Cellular component (GO): plasma membrane; sperm head plasma membrane; external side of plasma membrane
Molecular function (GO): metalloendopeptidase activity
Source: RefSeq, a predicted model, not a curated record
CACUACUGUAAGAAUUAGGAACAAGGCAGGACAACAGAGAACUCUUAAUUGUUCAGAGAACUCUGUCCCCUCCCCCGCAUCCCUGCAGAAUGUUGAGUCUGAAAGUAUGAGCAGGUUAACAUAUCAGGGGUCCAUGACCUGUGGAGGAUGAAAGAUGAUCUGACAUACAGAACUGGCUGAGUCUCUGUAGAUACAGGGCUCAUCUUCAUGAAUGUCAAAGGAACUUAAGCAACACUGAAGCUCUUCCACUUGAAAGAAGUCCCUGUGCUGUACAUAAUCACCAAGGCCAGGAGAAAAGAAAGAACUAAGAAAGAAAGGACACAGCCUGAGGCUGUAGGAUUCAUGCUGUGGAGCACCCCAUAAGGCACAGGUACGGGUCUGGGAAAAGCAGAGAGAGCUGCCGCUGAUGGACAUAGAUCCUACAUUAUCAACAAUUUGUUUGAGCCAUGUCAGUGGCAACAUCGGUGAGAGGGUUUGCCUCCAGUCUGUCUUCCCUGCAGAUCAGGCAGGUAGCCUUAAAGGAAGCUAAGCUAACAUCUCCCGUCUGGGCCGCACAGCACUGGAACUUGGAUCUGAGACUGGUACCAUCUGUCAGAGUAGGGAUUUUGGUACUGUUGAUUUUUCUCCCGAGCACGUUCUGUGACAUAGGAUCUGUAUAUAAUUCUUCCUAUGAAACAGUCAUCCCUGAGAGACUGCCAGGCAAGGGGAGUGAAGAUCCUGGAGGGAAGGUGUCCUACAUGCUGUUGAUACAAGGCCAAAAGCAGCUGCUUCACCUCGAGGUAAAGGGACCCUACUCUGAGAAUAACUUCCCAGUCUACAUUUACCACAAUGGCAUCCUGGGGCAAGAAAUGCCUCCCCUCUCCCAGGGCUGCCACUAUGAAGGCUUCAUGGAAGGGGUGCCAGGUUCCUUUGUUUCUGUCAACAUCUGUUCAGGCCUCAGGGGAGUCUUGAUUAAAGAGGAAACAUUCUAUAGCAUUGAGCCCGUGCUCUCUUCCAAAAACUUUGAACAUGUCCUCUACACCAUGGAUCAUCAGCCCAUGGUCUCUUGCAGGGUCACUCCUGAAGACAGCCCGGGGAACACCAGCCAUCAACAAAGAAGCAGGAAGCCUGAUGACCUACUGGUUCUGUCUGACUUGUGGUCACACACCAAGUAUGUGGAGAUGUUAGUUGUGGUCAACCACCAGCGGUUCCAGAUGUGGGGCAGUAAUGUCAACAAGACGGUCCAGGCGGUGAUGGACAUCAUUGCUCUGGCCAACAGCUUCACUAGGGGGAUAAACACAGAGGUGGUGCUGGUGGGCCUGGAGAUCUGGUCAGAGGGUGACCCGAUAGAGGUUGCAGUGGACCUGCAGGCCACACUCAGGAAUUUCAACUUCUGGAGACAAGAGAAACUCGUGGGUCGGGUCAGGCACGAUGUGGCACACUUGAUUGUCGGGCAUCGCCCAGGAGAGAAUGAGGGCCAGGCGUUUCUCGAUGGUGCCUGUUCAGGCAAGUUUGCGGUGGCCGUGGAGGCCUUCCAUCAUGAAGAUGUCCUCCUGUUUGCGGCACUCAUGGCUCACGAGCUUGGGCACAACCUGGGUAUCCGGCAUGACCACCCGACCUGCACCUGUGGUCCUAAGCACUUCUGCCUCAUGCAUGAGAAGAUCAAUAAGGGCAGUGGCUUCAGCAACUGCAGCUCUGACCACUUCCUCCGUUUCCUCCACGACCACAGCGGGGACUGCCUGCUUGAUGAGCCUUGGCGCCAGAGCCGCAAGCGCAGAGCUGCCCGUUGUGGAAAUGGUGUGGUGGAGGAUUUGGAGCAGUGUGACUGUGGUAGUGCCUGUGACAAUCACCCAUGCUGUGCGCCAACCUGUACACUGAAGGAGGGUGCGCAGUGCAGUGAGGGACUCUGCUGCUACAGAUGUACAUUCAAGAAGAAAGGGAGCAUAUGUCGCCCUGCUGAGGAUGUGUGUGACCUUCCCGAGUACUGUAAUGGCAGUACUCACGAAUGCCCUGCAAACAGCUACAUGCAGGAUGGCACACAGUGUGAUAGGAUUUAUUACUGCUCGGGGGGUGUGUGUAAGAACCCUGAUAGGCAAUGUGCAAAGAUCUAUGGGUAUCCUGCAAGAUCUGCCCCUGAGGAAUGUUACAUUUCGGUUAAUACUAAAGCAAACCGGUUUGGAAACUGUGGCCAUCCCACCUCGGCUAACUUAAGAUACGAAGCAUGUUCCGAUGAGGAUAUAUUUUGUGGGAAACUGGUAUGUACAGAUGUUAUAAACCUGCCACAAGUCAAACCCCUACACUCACUCCUCCAGGUUCCUUAUGGAGACAACUGGUGUUGGAGUAUGGAUGCCUAUAACAUUACUGAUGUCCCUGAUGACGGAGAUAUACAGAGUGGCACCUACUGUGCCCCAAACAAAGUCUGCAUGGAGUACUUCUGCAUUGGUCACGCGGUGCUGCAGUAUGACUGUGAGCCACAGGAAAUGUGUCAUGGGAAUGGAGUGUGCAACAAUUUAAAGCACUGUCACUGUGAUGCUGGUUUCGCCCCUCCUGACUGCAGCAGACCAGGAAAUGGGGGGAGUGUGGACAGUGGUCCUGUCGGCAAGCUAACUGAUCGAAACCUAGACCUGAAUCUUUUUAUAGUUGAAGAGAGUCAAGAUGCUAAGAUGGAAGAUGAAGAGAUAAACAUGAAAGUGGCGGUGCUUGUGAUUCCUAUAUUUCUUGUCGUCCUACUGUGUUGUCUAAUGCUGAUCGCCUACCUCUGGUCUGAAGUACAAGAAGUGGUGUCUCCGGGGAGCUCAUCAGAGUCUUCGUCAUCAGAAUCCUGGUCAGAAUCUGAUUCCCAAUGAAGUCUUAUUUAAGAUCUUCUCAUGGAUCGCUGCUGUUGAUGUCUUGUAUUUUCUGGGCAAUUUUGACUAAGUGGUUUUUAGGGCAUGCUGCAUCUACACUGUAUAGUGUAAUGUGUUUUCUACAUACUUGUGUUGCUCAUCUCAGAAACAACUAUUAUAUCAUGAAUGUACUAAAGGGAUCUAAAUGUUCGAACUUGCCCUGUCAGCUACUGUUCAUAAAAUAGAAGUCAUUUUAAAUAAAUACAAACAGUAAGGCAUUUUUCC